UCCCACCUCUGUCUCUCCUUCUUUCCCCACAAGCUUAAACCAAUUACGCCGCUUUGCAAAUAAAGUGCCGCCCCGGGGGGAGUUGCAGGCGAGGGGAACUGCCUUGUUUGCAGGUGCAUCUCCGGCUUUGUAGGUGCGAACGCCUUUGUGCGGCGGACAAAUGGGGAGAGGAGGAGGAGGAGGUGGGUACUUCUGCGACGUAAGAUACACAUCAGCUCAACUCCACUCACAUCCCAGCCGGCACUUCCUCACUUUCUCAACUGUCUCGCCCCACACCGCUCCCUGCCUCCUUUUUGGCUGGUUAUAGAGGAGAAUUCAGCACCCCCCGCCCCUCCUGAGAGCUGGUUUCCUGCUAGGUCGGGCUUUCGGGCUCUUUUCCUGCUGCCCGUGGCUCACUUGCAAGAGGGCUGGAUGGUUACACCGGGCAGGUUGGCUCCAUAAUGUUAGGGACUGUGAAAAUGGAAGGGCAUGAAACCAGCGACUGGAACAGCUACUACGCCGACACUCAGGAGGCCUAUUCCUCGGUGCCCGUGAGCAACAUGAACUCGGGGCUGGGCUCCAUGAACACCAUGAACACCUACAUGACCAUGAACACCAUGACGACGAGCGGCAACAUGACCUCCAGCUCCUUCAACAUGUCCUACGCCAACACAGGGCUGGGGGCCGGGCUGAGCCCUGGUGCCGUGGCCGGCAUGCCGGCAGGCUCGGCAGGGCCGGUGAAUGGCAUGCCGGCCAGCGUGGCCGCCAUGGGCACAGCGCUGAGCCCUGGCGGCAUCAAUGCCAUGUCUGCCCAGCCAGCCCCCAUGAACGGGCUGAGCCCCUACGGCGGCAUGAACCCCUGCAUGAGCCCCAUGGCCUACACCCAGUCCAACCUCGGCAGGACGCGGGACGCCAAGACAUUCAAGCGGAGCUACCCCCACGCCAAGCCGCCCUACUCCUACAUCUCCCUCAUCACCAUGGCCAUCCAGCAGGCACCCAGCAAGAUGCUGACGCUGAGCGAGAUCUACCAGUGGAUCAUGGACCUUUUCCCCUACUACCGGCAGAACCAGCAGCGCUGGCAGAACAGCAUCCGCCACUCGCUCUCCUUCAACGACUGCUUCGUCAAGGUGGCCCGCUCCCCUGACAAGCCUGGCAAGGGCUCCUACUGGACCCUGCAUCCCGACUCUGGCAACAUGUUUGAAAACGGCUGCUACCUCCGCCGGCAAAAGCGCUUCAAGUGCGAGAAGCCAGCGAACAGCAAAGCCCCUCAGGAGGGAAGGAAAGAUCAGGCCGGGGCCUCCAGUUCCAGCUCCAACUCCCCCCUGCACAGAGGCCACAAUAAACCGGCGCAGCUGGACACCGCCACCUCCCUCUCUAGCUCCAACCCGUCCACCAGCCCCCAGUCUAUGGACCACAGCGGAUCGAGCACGGAGCUAAAGACCUCGGCCUCGGCCGCCUCCUCCACCAUCAGCUCCGUCCCCGCCUUGGCCUCCGUCCCGCACCCCCCUCACUCCUUAGCCCACGAACCCCAGCUCCACCUCAAGGGCGAUCCCCACUACUCCUUCAACCACCCUUUUUCCAUCAACAACCUCAUGUCCUCCUCGGAGCAGCAGCACAAGCUGGACUUCAAAGCCUACGAGCAGGCGCUGCAAUAUUCCUCCUAUGGGGCCAGCAUCCCCGGUGGGCUGCCCCUGGGCAGCGCUUCCAUGGCAGGCCGGAGCAGCAUUGAGCCCUCGGCCCUAGAGCCUUCCUACUACCAAGGUGUGUAUUCCAGACCCGUGCUAAACACCUCCUAGCUCUGCACCCCCGCCGCCGGGGUGAGCCCCUCUUCCCCCCCCCAAGCCCCUUUCCUGGCUUCUCUCCCCCCUUUCCCUCUCCCUGAGAGAAACCGAGGUGUUUCCGCACGCUGCAUACAAAGGACUGUUACUUUUUAAUUGUCUCGCAACGCGUUGUGUGUUGUUAUGAUCCAGCAUGACCUCCUGCAAAGCCGGCCGCGUCCUGCUUGUACAUACCCCCUCCCAUCUCCCCGUCCCCCCCCGCCCAGCCCCUCUCCCCGGAGAUCCCCUCUAGCCUUUGCAGGGUGUUAUUAAAAAGAAGAAAAAAUUGUUGAGCUUGUAAACUACUUGUUUGUGCUUUCUGCCCCCCUCGUCUCCCCCCUUCUGUGCUCUAUAAUCUCAUGUAAGUUUACAGGUAUGUGGCAAUACUUUAACAAUACGGAGAUGAAGAAGCGAGUAGACAUUUAAGACUUUUUUUAAUUAAAAAGGCUUUGAAGGACAAUACUGCUGUGAAGUAGCAAAACACUAAGAGAAUCUCUAAGCAACAAGAGGACUAUUUACUUUCUCGGAUCAUCCUUUUGAUACUUGCAAAAUAAACCUUCGGCUAGUACAACCCGCAUACACCCAGAUGCUGUGGGCCGGAUCCUGCACUCCCGCGGGGACCAACUGGAGCUUUGGAGUGCAGGAUGCGACCCUUAUUUUUUUCCAAGUGUUACCUGUCUUGGGAUGUAAUAUAAAGUUACAAGAGGUCACAGCCAGUCGGAUUUUUUUUUUUUCCUUCCCAUCUGUUACUGAAGAUUCUCGUUCAUCAGGAACUAUCAUCAACAUUUGGAUGACAUGCUUAUUUAAUUUAAGUGUCUUCAUCGUGUACCAGCUAGAACUGUGUAUCUAUAACAAGGUUAUUUUCUCCCUUCCCCUGGAAACGUUGACUAUUACACCGAUGCAAGGAAAAGAGGAGAGCUCUGUCUCUCUCCCCUUUUCCAACUUGUUUAAUAAAUUCCACAUCCAAUUUUUUUUGUGGCCGUUUAAUUAUCGCCAUCGUCAGCUUGUUUCAUCCAGUGUUAAUGCACUUUCCACAGUUUUACACGGUGUUAGCAUAGCCAGACGGGUUUUAUUAUUAUUCCUGUUCGCUGUCUCAAUGUUCUUAAUUUAUUGCAUGGUUUAUAUUUUUUUUCUUUCUCUACAGCUGGAAAUUGCUUUAAAUGACAGUAAAAAAAGAAUUACACGUGAAUUUAAGAAAUUUUGUUAAUUUUAUAAAUGUGAUUGUAAUUGAAAAAAUAUUUUGAUUUAAAACAAUAACUGAGAAUUUAAUGCGUGAAGUAUGUUUUUGAUCAUUUGCAGUUAAGGACUUUAAAUAAA
Molecule: messenger RNA, 3113 nt
Organism: Harpia harpyja (harpy eagle)
Lineage: Eukaryota; Metazoa; Chordata; Aves; Accipitriformes; Accipitridae
Gene: FOXA1
Product: forkhead box A1
Exons: 2
Coding region: 441-1775 (444 amino acids)
Biological process (GO): cell differentiation; regulation of transcription by RNA polymerase II; anatomical structure morphogenesis
Molecular function (GO): RNA polymerase II cis-regulatory region sequence-specific DNA binding; transcription factor binding; DNA-binding transcription factor activity, RNA polymerase II-specific
Source: RefSeq, a predicted model, not a curated record